AUGCUUGAGACCGUGCUGACGCGGAUCAUCCUCCGCUAUGCGCAGCGCUUCUUGGCACCACAUGGUUACAUUUGCGACACCUUGCGCACGGACUCCUUAUCCCUCUGGGGUGGCGACCUUCGGGUGCAGAACUUCGAGCUGCGGAGCGAUGAGUUGGCCAAGGCCCUUGGAACCGAGGGUGGCGGUUUGCGCCUCACCCGCGGCUUUGUGCGGGAACUGCGCGUCGUGGUUCCCUGGAAUGCCAUCCGCUCGCAGUCGCUCCGCAUUGAGGUCGACGCCGUGGAGGUCAUCUUCUGCAGUGAAAGAGGCCGGGACGCCGACCAGCCUGCCACCCCGGUUACGGGUCCUCCCGGCGGGCUGCCGAGUAAGGAGAGUUCCCAAGAGAGUUUGGAAGAAACACAGGAGACGUGGUUGCAGCCACUGCUGCGGAACAUUUUCGGCAACCUCACUGUUUCAGUCGACAAUCUGGUCGCAAAGUUAAUCCGAAACGGUGCAGUAGCCUGCGUGACAUUGGAACGUUUGGACUCCAGACCUCAGUCGCCUUCAUGGGAGGCCGCGUUUACCCCAUUGACAAGUCAACCACUUCUCUAUCGUGUGGUAUCGGUGCGCGAUGCUACAAUGACCCUGGACGUGCAGGGCGAGCGGCAGAAGGCGCAAAGCCGCCGGCCGCGCGCCGUGAAGGCGGCGGUGCGGAACCAACGGCAGGUGGCCUUGCCCAUCUUGCAUCGCGUUUCCGCCGAGGCUGUGCGUUUUUGGUUUACUACGGUUAGGAGGAAGAGUGUACUGCAAUGGAAACGGGCGCAGAUUGCAAUGCAUGCAGAUGCACCGCCAACAUCUCGACUGGGGCUCCAUCUCAGUCCCAUUCGAGCGCGUUUGGGGAGUGAUCAGGUGCAGGUGCUUGCACAACUGCUCGGUCCUGAGGUGGAUUCAGAGUCCGAUCGUUUCUCCUUGAUGUCUGGAGGUGGGAGUUGA
Molecule: messenger RNA, 972 nt
Organism: Cladocopium goreaui
Lineage: Eukaryota; Dinophyceae; Suessiales; Symbiodiniaceae
Source: the annotation of a GenBank genome assembly